UUCUUGCGCAAAAUAUCGAUUUGACAGUCAACUCAAAAAAAUCGGUAAAAGUAAAAGUUUUCUUUUCUUAAAAGUUCUUCCAUAAAAAUCUUACGAUUUCCGAAAUUGUGAGUCAAUAAACUGAUUAAAAACCAUACAAAACCAAGCUCCAUACAUUAGAGAAUGUAUAAAAUGUACUUUUAACAAUUGGAAUCCGUUUGUUGACCAUGGAAAUUCCAAUACAAGUUGCCGUCCGGAUAUACCCAUGCCUAACCGAAGCAGAAGCUCCACCAUGCGUCCAAUCCAUACCGAUGAGCAUGGGACCGAACAGUGCCAUUGGUGGCAUAGCCACGGGUGUUAUCCAAGUCGGACCACACUCCUUCCCGGUGACCCAUUCGUUGCCAGUCGAUUGUUCACAGGCCCAGAUAUACCAUCAGACUGUCUAUCCACUGAUGGCGUUGUUUCUCGAAGGAUUCGACGCUUCUGUGGUCACAUACGGCCAGCGAGGAACUGGUAAGACUUACACCUUGUUUGGCCGGGGUCUAGAUUGCGUGUAUGGAGAGGCGGAGCAAGGACUAGUCCAGAGAUGCGUUCGGGAAAUCUUUGCCCAGAUGGCCAACCAUCAAGAGCGCACAUUUGCCAUCAAUGUUGGAUGGGUCGAGAUAGUUCGCGAUGAAAUAAGAGACCUGCUCGAAGCAGGCAAUGUCUCCUGCUCGAGCAUCAGCGAAGUUUUCCACUGGGUUGAAGUUGGUCUGAAUAAUCGCAGUGACACGGCCGACACACUCAACCACAGUCUGUUUACGAUUACCCUGGAGCAACAAUGGGUCUCGAAGGAAGGUCUCAUCCAGCACCGCCUAUCGACGGCGAGUUUCAGCGAUCUCUGCGGCACAGAACGGAUGUUCAUGCUCAAUAGCAUGGAUCAGCACACCAGUAUUCCCAAGGAUCUGGGUUUGCAAUCAUUGGAGAGGAUCGUCACCACACUCACCGAUCCGGUGUUGAUGUACAAUGGAACUGGCAAUGUGGCUUACAAUCAAACCACCCUCACGACUCUGCUGAAGGAUUCGUUUGGGGGGAGGGCUCAAACGCUGGUGAUUCUAUGCGUUUCACCUCUGGAGAGGGAUGUCAACGAGACUAUUUACAAUUUGCAGUUUGCCUUCAAGGUUCAGUGUGUGAGGAAUUAUGUUGUGAUGAACACAUUCUCAGACAACAACACUCCACUGUCGCCUGAAGGUGGACCCAAUCGCAUGAGCACAAAUCCGAAUGACACGUUUGGACUGCAAUUUGCCGCCUCACAGUGGUUCAAAUUGGUCUCGAAUGCUGAGGGAUUGUUUUCUAAGCUAAUGUCAACAAAUGCAAUAACCGAAUUGGAAAAAGAACAAAUUGAAGAAUGGCUCUUUCUCAAACAAGAAUGCGAAGAAUGCCUUAGUUCCAGUGAAGUAGUUCGUUCUCAAAAGCAAUUGGGUCCUAUUCAGGAAGCUGAUGAACCCGAGGAAACUGUCAGCGAACCAGAAACUUCAUGUCAACAGAAUUCAGAUAACGAAAGUGAUUCUGAAUCGCAACGACCUGAUCUCGUAGAAAAAUUGGAAUCCCUAAUGGAUGAGUUGAAGAUUAAGACUGAUACUCUAGUGAAUGACAAAUAUAAAGAAUUCAUUAAGAACCAGCCAAAGGCGGUUAUGGAAAGCAAUGACAGCUUUAAGCAAGAGGAACGUAGAGCGUCCUCAUCGGUUGGAGGUCGUCGUCGUUCAAUACAACCGGGAGCAUCCCUUAGCAGUGCUGAAAUCGCAAUGCUCAAUCGAGUUGCAUCCCGUGAACAAAUCACAAAAUCCCAAGAUGACUUCCUCGAUAGUUCUACUGAUCUCAAUCACCCAAUUCGGGCAGCAAUCAAUUCACCCCAAGAAACAAUACAAAAGAAACUCCGAAAGAUUGCGACCGACAUCGAGGCCAAACAGAGGCAAAUCAAAGAAGUCGAACACACGAUCUCGCUCAAGCAAAACAUCAUAAUUGAUUUGGUAAAGAAUAACGAUACCCGCACCACAGCAAAAAAUCGAUUCAACAAAAAGAAAGGCAAACUCGAAGGAGAAUACGAGAAGACCAAGAAACAACUUUCCAAAGCGGUGGUGAGUGGAAAGGAUAAGUCUGAGAUAGAUCGUUUGAAAGCCCUCACUUCGCACAUCGAACAAAGACUACAGGACUUGGCUUCGAUAAAACAUAUUGCAGGCGAGAGUGGUCAGAAGGUGAAGAAGCUCCAGCAAUCAGUUCAGGAUUCAAAGCGCUUUGUCGAUGAUCUGCAGAAGAAAAUGAAAAAGGAGAAGAAAAUCAAGGAACAGCUUGAGAAUGAAUUGAAAGCAAUAAAAGAGAAGGAGAAUACCAAGCAGAUUGCUACCGAAGAGAAGGGGAAACAUCUGAAGGACGUGCAAGCGAGAAUUUCCCACUUGGAUCAUGUACUUAAGGAGAAGUCGGAUAAUUUGGAGCAUUUUGGGGAAGGCGAAGAGAAAGAAUCCCUCCGCCAUGAAAUCAGAAACCUGCGGCGCACGAGAGACCACCUUCUGGAUCAGAGGUGCACCCUGGACAGAAAGUUAAAGAAAGAAAAAAUGCUCUCACACAAAGAAGAACGCAAACUUCUGGAGUGUGAUGAAGCCAUCGAAGCCAUAGACGCCGCAAUCGAGUUUAAAAACGAACUGAUUUGCGGCCGAAAGUCAAUUGACACCAGCGAAAGGUUGCAGCGAGAAAAGGGAGAGCAAAUGCUGAUGGCGAGACUGAAUAAACUCUCCCCAGAAGAAAUGCGCACCCUGCUGUAUAAGUACUUCACAAAAGUCAUAGAUCUUCGGGAUUCCAGUCGGAAGCUGGAGAUACAGUUGAUGAAUUUAGAGCGCGAAAAAGACGCCUGGGAGUGGAAGGAACGUGUCCUCAGCAACGCUGUCCGCCAGGCCAGACUAGAGGGCGAACGCAAUGCAGUCCUACUCCAGCGACAACACGAGACUAAACUCACUUUAAUGCUUCGCCAUUUGGCCGAGGAAACCAGUGCCAGUUCGAGUUUCAAUGAUCGCUUCAUACAUCCCGGCUCAACUGCGGCGGCUCUCGCCCACCAUCCCCACCAUCAUCAUCCCACGAGUCCCUCAAGUCCGUCCGCCUAUUCGGGCGAUUCGGAUUUCGAAAUGGACUUCUACAAAGCGGCCAACAAGAAUAUCCUCAAGCCGAAACAUGGUGACAUGGAGAUAUGCCCUCUGCCCGAUGCUCUGGCCAAAUACAAGCCAUUGGAUAAGAUCAAGGAAAAGGAGCGCGAAACAAAGAAUAAACUCUUUGCUAAAUUCCAAGUCCUCACAAGGUAUCACGCGGGUGGUACUAGUAAUAGUGCUGUUGCCGCUGCAAAUGCAGCAACUGAGAACAGUAAAAAGAAGUCACAAUCGGAACAGGCGGCCAUACCGCAAGAGAAUAUCAAACGUUUGUUAUCCGCUCCGCCAUCGACAAAGGUCACCCGACAGAAGAAUAAAAUUAUUAUUCAAGAUUCCUCAAGGAAGAAUUAAAUACAUUUUCUUUUAUAUAUAAACAAAACAAAACUAGAAAAGGAAUCUCAAUAUGCAUACGUAUUAAUCUCUGCUAAACAAAAUACUCAAAGGAAAAUAUAUUUAACAACAAAAAGAAAACAACUUUAAACAAACUGCUCAAAGAAAAUCAUUAUUGCUUUAAAAGAAGAACUGAAAAAUUAAAUGAUUAAUUAAAAAUAAAACAAAUUAAAUUAAAUUCAAUUUAAAUAAGUAAAUAUUAACUCGCAAAACAAAACAAAAUCCCUACUCCUUAUAAGGUUAGUAGAUUUAAAAUUUUAAAAUAAA
Eupeodes corollae is the source of this 3809-nucleotide messenger RNA. RefSeq names its product kinesin-like protein costa (gene cos). The transcript has 3 exons. The record is from RefSeq and is a predicted model, not a curated record. NCBI's taxonomy places the organism in Eukaryota, Metazoa, Arthropoda, Insecta, Diptera, Syrphidae. Bases 207 to 3503 code for a protein of 1098 amino acids. Gene Ontology annotation, biological process: mitotic spindle organization; microtubule-based movement. Gene Ontology annotation, molecular function: microtubule binding; microtubule motor activity; ATP binding.